Molecule: messenger RNA, 2652 nt
Organism: Callithrix jacchus (white-tufted-ear marmoset)
Lineage: Eukaryota; Metazoa; Chordata; Mammalia; Primates; Cebidae
Source: RefSeq, a predicted model, not a curated record
UGCUUUGUAGGAUGAACAACCUCAUAUGUGUCAGUGCACAAAAUGGCGCCCCACAGCCUACUGGUGAGCCGGCUGCAGAAAGCCCUGGGUGUGUGGCAAUACCAUGUGGCCUUAGUCCUGUGCCAACGGGCCAAGGUGACGAUGAGCCACUUUGAGCCCAAUGAGUACAUCCACUACCACCUGCUAGAGAAGAACAUUAACAUUGUUCGCAAAUGACUGAACUGGCCUCCGACCCUCCCAGAAAAGAUUGUGUGUGGACACCUGGAUGACCCGGCUGGCCAGGAAAUCGAGUGGGGCAAGACCUACCUGCGGCUGCGGCUGGACCGCAAGGUCAUGCAGGAUGCGACGGCCCAGAUGGCCAUGCUGCAGUUCAUCAGCAGUGGGCUGCCCAAGGUGGCUGUGCCAUCUACCAUCCACUGUGACCAUCUGAUUGAGGCCCAGCUUGGGGGCGAGAAAGACCUAUGCCAGGCCAAGGACAUCAACCAGGAAGUUUAUAAUUUUCUGGCAACUGCAGGUGCCAAAUACGGUGUGGGCUUCUGGAGGCCUGGAUCUGGAAUCAUUCACCAGAUGAUUCUGGAAAACUAUGCAUACCCUGGGGUUCUUCUGAUUGGCACUGACUCCCACACCCCCAACGGUGGCGGCCUGGGGGGCAUCUGCAUUGGAGUUGGGGGUGCCGAUGCUGUGGAUGUCAUGGCUGGGAUCCCCUGGGAGUUAAAGUGCCCCAGGGUGAUUGGCAUGAAGCUGACAGGCUCCCUCUCCGGUUGGACCUCACCAAAAGAUGUGAUCCUAGUGGCAGGCAUCCUCACAGUGAAAGGUGCCACAGGUGCAAUUGUGGAAUACCAUGGGCCUGGCGUAGACUCCAACUCCUGCACUGGCAUGGUGACAAUCUGCAACAUGGGUGCAGAAAUUGGGGCCACCACUUCUGUGUUCCCUUACAACCACAGGAUGAAGAAGUACGUGAGCAAGACCGGCCGGGCAGAUAUUGCCAAUCUAGCUGAUGAAUUCAAGGAUCACCUGGUGCCUGAUCCUGGCUGCCAUUAUAACCAACUGAUUGAAAUUAACCUCAGUGAGCUGAAGCUGCACAUCAACGGGCCCUUCACCCCUGAGCUGGCUCACCCUGUAGCAGAAGUGGGCAAGGUGGCAGAGAAGGAAGGAUGGCCUGUGGAUCGAGUGGGUCUGAUUGGGAGCUGCACCAAUUCAAGCUAUGAAGAUAUGGGGCACUCAGCUGCUGUGGCCAAGCAGGCACUGGCCCAUGGCCUCCAGUGCAAGUCUCAGUUCACCAUCACUCCAGGCUCUGAGCAGAUCCACGCCACCACCGAGUGGGACAGCGUGCAGGCAGAGGUCUUAAGGGAUGUGGGUGGCAUCGUCCUGGCCAAUGCUUGUGGUCCUUCCAUUGGCCAGUGGGACAGGAGGGACAUCAAGAAGGGGGAGAAGAACACGAUUGUCACUUCCUACAACAGGAACUUCACAAGCCACAAUGAUGCAAACCCUGAGACCCAUGCCUUUGUCACAACCUCGGAGAUUGUCACAGCCCUGGCCAUUGCGGGAACCCUCAAGUUCAACCCAGAGACUACUCGAUGGAAGGAUGGCAAGAAGUUCAAGCUGGAGGCUCCGGAUGCAGAUGAACUUCCAAAAGCGGAGUUUGACCCGGGGCAGGACACCCACCAGCAUCCCCCCCAAGGACAGCAGCAGGCUGUUGACAUGAGCCCUACCAGCCAACGCCUGCAGCUCCUGGAGCCUUUUGACAAGUGGGAGGGCAAGGACCUGGAGGACCUACAGAUCCUCAUCAAGGUCAAAGGGAAAUGUACCACUGACCACAUCUCGGCUGCUGGCCCCUGGCUCAAGUUCCGUGGGCACUUGGGCAACAUCUCCAACAGCCUGCUCAUUGGUGCCAUCAACAUGGAAAAUGGCAAGGCCAACUCUGUGCGCAAUGCUGUCACCCAGGAGUUUGGCCCCGUCCCUGAUACUGCCCGCUACUACAAGAAACAUGGCCUCAGGUGGGUGGUGAUCAGGGACGAGAACUAUGGUGAGGGUUUCAGCCGGGAGCACGCAGCUCUGGAGCCUCACCACCUUGGGAGCCAGGCCAUCAUCACCAAGAGCUUUGCCACGAUCCACAAGACCAACCUGAAGAAGCAGGGCCUACUGCCCCUGACCUUCGCUGACCCAGCCGACUACAAGAUUCGCCCUGUGGAUAAGCUGACUAUUCAGGGCCUGAAGGACUUCACCCCUGGCAAGCCCCUGAGAUGCAUCAUCAAGCACCCCAAUGGGACCCAGGAGACUAUCCUCCUGAACCACACCUUCAACGAGACGCAGAUCGAGUGGUUCCGUGCCGGCAGUGCCCUCAACAGAAUGAAGGAGCUGCAGAAGUGAGGGUGCCUCCCCCCACCUCCCCGCCCAGCGCUGUUUUCAUAUUCAAGUUCAGCUCCACAUGCACCAUCAGCGGAUCCGAUCCAGCCAGCUAUGGCUUCUUAUUCCAAGAUGGUGUGACCAGACAUGCUUCCUGCUCCCGCUCAGCCCACACAGUGGCUGUGGUUGGGUGGGAUUCUUCACAUCGCUUUUUAGUCCCUGCCUGCCUAUGUUUAGUUUUCAGAUCUUAAGCAGCUCCAUGCAAGUGUAUUUAUUUUUGAUGACAAGACUCCCAUCUAAAGUUUU